UUCUCCGCUUGCACUCGAAUGCGUCUCAGCAAACUGCAGCGUGCAGGGCGAGCUGCUCGGUAUUUGGUGUUGAUUAAUAGUUAUCCCUUCAAAAGAAUGAAAAUGUGGAAGAGCGAGCAGGGCUUGUUGGCAGACUGGUAGCCGGUGAAUGGAGGUCACAGCAGACACCGAGUGAGACAGAGARGAGAGGGAGGACGGACAGCGGCUAUCCGCCUUCAAAAAUGGCGUCUCCGGAGGAAAAUGAGUAAAAAAUAUUUAAACGCGGCCUAUUUCUCUACACUUCCUCGUUCGGCUUUUAUGUGUCUUUUUCGUGUUCUUGCGUCAGCCUUUGAGGUGUGAGCGACCCAGUUUCUGCUUUUACUCGGAUGGCCUUCGGAGAAAAGAGGGGAGCGAGUAUUUUGGGGGAAAUAAAAGCAGCCCCGUUUUAUUUUGAUGCGUCGUUGCUGACAGCUAGCAUCUGCUGCUAGCGCCACACAGCUCCGCUCCGGAGGGGGGUGGGAACCAUUUGCAUGCGAAGAGAGAGCAAGAGGGGGGGGGAAAAAAAAAAGAGAUUUUGAAAUUGGGGAUUUUCUUUUUGCUCGUCCAUGGGGAAUGAUUGCUACCAACGUGGCCCCGUCGAUUGCUAUCUUUUCUAGAGCUAGCAUCAGCGUAGCCAAAACUAGCCUGAAGAAAGGGGAGGAGAGACGGUGGAAAAAGGACGCGUUCAAGUCAAAUGUUUAAAAGCAAUUCGCCCAUUAGAGAGCAAAUCCGCGGCAUCUUCAUCAUGACCGUGACUGGUUUCAGACCGAGGAAAUGAUAAAGGCACAGGAAAAGGUGAAAGACUGGCUUUUUUUGGAGGUGGUUGGAUUGUAACCCCGUAGACCCCCCUCUUUUUUCAUCCAGCUUUCUCCUCCUCCCCACCAUUUCUCUUUCAAUAUGCUGUUUUCCACUCCUGAGGACUUGCUUAUGAAACCGGGGAAAAUAGCUUGAAAGCGAGAACGUGGAAAGACUGGAUAUUUUUUCGUGCCCUGCUACGUUCUCGUCGCUUUCACUGUAAACCGCUCCUAAAUGGAUAGAAAUUACCCGGGAACAGGAUUUGGCGAUUUGGGCGCAGGAGCAGGAUGGAGUUACGACAGAACGGCAAAAAGUCUGGUUUAUGGGAGUUCCAGAUCAUCCCACCCUGACUCGGAGCUCCUUCACAGACAAGCCUACUCCACCCCACACCCUCUGCAGGGCUAUGCCACCAAUCACCACCCAGGGAGCUCUGGCCAAGGCGGGGCUUGGGGAGCAGCUGGACGGAGUUUGGGUCUUUCUGGGCUGUUUGACACCGGCCUGCACCACGCCAGCCCCUCCGCUCCUGAUGCCUCGGUCAUGAACCUGAUCUCAGCUCUGGAGUCCCGAGGUCCCCAACCUCCGCCCUCCGCCUCCUCGCUCCUCUCUCAGUUCCGCACACCAUCCUGGCAGACAGCGAUGCACACGCCUGCUCCUCCUGAACUGUUCAUCUCUGGAGCCCUCCCUGGCUCUGGAUCCUUCCCUUCCUCUUCAGCUCUAUCAGCCUAUCAACAUCCAGCAUCCUUCUCCAGUCGCUCUUUCCCUGCAGCCUCCCUUUCCCUCCAGGAAACGCCCACAUUUAGCCCCACCUCCAACGGUCUGCUCUCCCCCCAUGACCCUCUUCUACACAUCAAAGCGCCGUCCCAGUCCAGCCUUGGUUUUGAUAGACUCCUAUCGUCACAAGGUGCCGCUGCCGCCGCCGCUUACAGGGGCAGCCAGGACCCCACGGGCGCUUCAUCGGCCCAGGCGUCUUCUGCCAGGCACCUGCAGUCACAUCAGUUCAAUCUGCUAUCAUCUCAGCUUCAAGACCAGUCCUCCCAGCUGUACAACCCGUCCGUGUUCUCCUCAGCCCAGCCCCAACCUCAAUCCCAGUCGCAGUCAAACUCGGCUCAGGAAAGGGCCAUGCCCCGACAGGACAGCGUCAUCAAGCACUACCAGCGGCCCACACCUGCUCAGUCGCAGCUCUCCUCCUCGGCUGCUCACUCUCUCCAGCACUAUCUCAGCUGUGGAGGAGCGGGCUACCAGCAGAUCGCCACCCACCAUAGGCACGCUGGCCUUCCCUGCAGCCCGCUGGGUGACCAGAGCCCCUCCUCCGACCACAAGCCUGCCCCUCGCACUGAACAGUAUCGACCCAUCAUUCAGCCUCCCUACUCCUCAUCUUCCUCUUCUUCUUCUUCCUCUGCCGGAAAGGGUGCAAAAAGUAGUUCCAGUAGUGGUUAUUCUUCAGGCAGUUCUGCGUCGUCAUCAAGGACUCCUCAUACACCCCCCUCGGCUUCCUCAACCUCCUCCUCCUCGUCCUCUUCUUCUGCAACGUCAGGAGCUCACCCUUCAAACUCGAUUCCCACGUCUAGCUCCAGCGCUGCUCCGUCUCGACAGCAGCCGCCCCCUCAACCUGCUCCGCCUCCCCCUACUCCUCAGCAGCAGCCUCCCUCCACCUCCACUUCAGCUCCCCAGUCUCUCCCCAAGUCUUGCUUGUCUGGUUACGGCUCCCCAGUGCCCCCUGUAAAGACCCCCACCUCUGCUCUUACUGGUCAGACUCCACCUCAACAACAGACUCAGUCUUAUUCUCCCAAUCAGCCCCCUACAUCCCACCUGGGACAGUCCUAUGGAGGCUUCAAUUCACCACAAGCCCAAGACCUGAGCUCUGGUACAGCUGGAAAAGGUUAUGGAAGUUUAGGUGGGCGGAGCCAUUCGUAUUCCACUGAUCUGUACGGCGCUGAUUCUGCUUAUGGAUCACUGCCCUCCUCUUUAGGUGGAGCGGGCAGCCCAUCACUUGGUUACGGAGCUCCAGGUCACUCACCUGCCCUUCUAAGGUCAAGUGGUUCCUCAGGUAGUGGAGCGUCUGGGGGAGGAAGCAGCAGCGGCGCAGGAAGCGGGAACUCCGGAUCUGGAGGAGCAACGGGAAACAGUAUGACCAGCGAGAGAGGUGGAGGAGGCAGCGGGGGAGGGUCCUAUCAUAUUCCCGACUCCAGCCCAUCUCCAUCGGGCAACUCUGGCAUAAUCCGGCCGGGUCUGCACUCCCCAGUACCCACCUGUCCCACUCAGUCUCCAGGAGGCCCUGGCUCAAAUAAAUACAUUCCCUCUGUUCUCUCUCCUACUUUUCUUGCAUCGCCCCAGGCGUACCCUGAUGCCAGAGGUCCUUCCUCCCAACCCCAGCCGUAUCAUUCCAAUUCCUCCAAAGCAAAACCGGACGGGUCUAUGAUGGGCGUGGGCUCCCAGAGAUCCCAGGAGGAAGUGGACGACGACGACGAGUUCUUGAUUCAGCAUCUGCUGCAAGCCCAAGCGAGCCCCGCUCCGCAGGCUGCUCAUCACCACGCUCAGCAACAGCCUCAGCAGGCGUCGCAGCAAACGCAACCGCAGCCACAGUCGGUACCUCCGACCAGCGAUUCGGGCAAAGGGAUGAGUUAUGACAUGGGCAAGAACCCAGAGGAGAGGUACCACCCCCAGAGCGUUAUACGUACGCACAGUGCGACGUCUUCUGCCGGGGUGGGGAAUACAGGUUCUGGAGGGUCCAUUUCUGGGCUUGACAACCAGCUAGAGAUGUCACUAAAGAAGCAGCAGCAUCAACACCAUCAUCAGCCGCAGCAACCGCAACAAAGGAGCGACCGAUCUGUUGGGGGCAGCAGAAACGGCAAUGGAAGAGGGAGCGCCGAGCAAGUGCACUCGCACCUCCAUCAUCACGACGGCCUCGGCUCUGUUGUCCACUACGGCCGGGGCGACCCCUACUCCCAACACUCCCUUGCUGCCCAACACUCCUCCCACAGUCAGCAUGUGUCCUCGCAUUCUCAGAUGCCGCCUCACCAGAUGGACCUCCAGAAGAAGUCGCAGGAGCGUGCGGAAAUCCCGUAUCCUCGGAAAACGCCGGAGCUGCAGCAGCAGCACCCUCAGUCCCAAGCCGCUGUGUCCCUCAUGGACUCACCCACGGACCAGUCCCGUCAGCCGCCACACCUGCUGCAGUCGGUGCUGUCCCACACCACCCGCAACAAGCUGGAGCCCCAUCAGCCGCACCACAAGAUGGACUCCCACCGCCAACACCAACAGCACCACAAAAUGGAUCCCCUCCCGCCGCAUCAACAUUCGAAAAUGGACUCCCACCCUCAGCACCCGCAGCACCACAAAAUAGACUCUCACUCUCAGCACCAACAGCACCAUAAAAUGGACUCCCAUAGCCAACAACAGCAGCACUCCAUCAACCAGCAGCAAGCGGUGAUGGAAGGAGGUGGCGGGAGACUGGGCUCCAGUAAACACCAGGCUCAGUCCCAGUCUCAAACCACCCAGCUCCAGCUUCAGCUGCAGUCGCAGGCGUUGGAAGUGGCAGCCGCCCACUACAACCAUGGCGCACAUCAGCAUGACCAGAGCCAGGUCAAGCAGAGCUCCGUGGUCUCCUCCCUGGACAUGCUGGAGCGCUCGCUCUCCCAGACCUCCAGCGCUGACGUUGGAGUAGCAGAAGACCGGCGUGGAGGACCGGGCAGCGCAGGGCGAAGCGGUGGCGGAGCCGGCGGCAGUGAGCGCCACCGGCAGCCUCAGCAGUCCCACCACUCGGCCCCAGAGCUCCACUCCUUCUUGACGGAGCCCGACAUCGGCUUGUCCACGCCGUCUCACAUGCACCACCUGUCGCAGCAUCACGCACAGCAGCAACAGACUUCUCAACACCACCUCCCUCACCCUCCGCAGCAACCACCUCACCCUCACCACAUACCCCCACCUUCCGCUUCAGCCCACCCCCAGAAUCAGCCCGACUCGCAGCAGAGCCAGCUGGACCAGCAGCGCUCCGACCAGCAUCAGUUCGAUACGGUCAGCCCGGUGGAGAAAGCAGACCAGAACCAACAGAGCAACCGCUUCGUUCCGUUGACCUCCAUCUGCUUCCCGGACUCCCUUCUUCAGGAUGAGGACCGCUCCUUCUUCCCAGGGAUGGAAGACAUGUUUUGCGCAGAGGACUACAAGUCGAGCUGUGCCGGCGGCGCCGGUCCAGGCCCGGAGGAGAUGAAUGAAAGCCACCCCGGGCAGGAAGGGAUGGACUCGAUGAAAGCCGGACAGAGUGCAGGAGGAGCUGCGGGCGGUAGCGGACCCGGUUAUGACAUGAUGGGUCACCAUGGUGGCGAUCAGGCGUAUGAACCGUACUGCCACGGCCUGGAGGAACCCAGCAGCAACACCAUGACUCUGGAUCUAGACUCUCUCAAAACCCACGAGCUUCCCUCUACGGUCAACACUGAACAGUUGGGUCUGAUACAGUCCCAGGCCCCAGCCAUGGGGAUGGGCUCCAACCCAGCUGGUCCAAAUAACGCUGGAGCGAAGCUCUCCUCUGGUCCUGGAGGAACCGGCUCCGGAGCCGGGUCCGGAGGCCUCCAGUCGCCCAUUUUCUGCUCGUCUCGUCCCAAGAAACUCCUCAAAUCCAGUUCGUUCCAUCUGUUAAAGGAGCGCAGGGACCCCAACACACUACCUAAGAAAAGCUACGCCCAAGAAUAUGAAUUUGAGGAUGACGAAGAUAAAGCCGACCAGCCUGCCGACAUCCGGCUGAACAGCCGCAGGCUGCCUGACCUUUUACCAGAUUUAGUGUCCAGUUGCAGAAAGGGAGGAGGCGGUGGAUCACUGAGCCCCUUAAUGGGUGACAUCGAUUUUUACCACGCCUCUGGCUACUCCUCUAUGGGUUCACACUCUAUCCUUCCCCCAGACGGACCGAAGAAGAGAGGCCGAAAGCCCACCAGGCCAAAAAGAGAGGGCCCCCCAAGGCCCAGAGGCAGGCCGCGUAUCCGCCCCAUGCCGGAGCCCUACACCCCACGGGGCAUGAUGGGAGAGAUGGGUGGAUCAGUCGUUGGAGGGGGGUUCAGCGUAGAGGGACGGGGUAGAGGUAGAGGACGUGGAAGCCGAGGAAGAGGAGGAAGGAGGGAGGAUAUGUACAUGGAGAUGAGCGGGAAGGAGCAGGAUCAGAUGCAUUCGCACCACCUGCAGCAGCAGCAGCUCCAUCACCAGCCCCAGCAGCAGCAGCAUGAGCCCAUCCCGCCUCUCAAGAUCAAGUUGCCAGUUGGUACUCUGUCCUCCUCCGACGCCUUGCUGAGGACAGACUCUUUGUCUGGCACCGACCCGGCUUUGUCGGACGGCUCGGUUGGCUCGGCUCCGUCGCUCGGUUUAAGUCCUGGGCCUCCCUGCAGCACCGAGAGCACCAGGAGCCAGGACAAGAGCAAACAGAAGAGCCAGAUGAUGAGUGAAGGAGUGGAUGAAGAGGGGCUGGAUGAAAGGGGAGAUGAGAAGGACUCCGAGUCUAAAGCUGGCUUUGUGGCUUCGUUCUUGGACUUCCUGAAGACGGGGAAGCGGCCUCCGGGUUUGGACAUCUCACCGGGAAUGGACCACGACAACGGCGAGACGUCRCCCUGCAAGGCCGGGGGUCUGCGCCCGCUGUCUCCCGCGCCGCCUCCCCCGCCGCCGCCRCCUCCGUUUGGGGACAGCGAGGGGAAUGGCGGACUGGCUCUCGGCAACUGCCCCAGCCCCAAGCGCUUAGAGGACGAGCUGAAGAGAAACCUGGAGACGCUGCCGUCUUUCUCCUCCGACGAGGAGGAUUCGGUCGGGAAGAACCAGGACCUCCAGAAGAGCAUCUCCUCGGCCAUUUCAGCUCUGUACGACACCCCUCAGCUGACGUCCAACAUCCAGGCUCCUCUACCGCCGCCUCARCCCCAGGCUCAGCCUAUCCAGGCUCCCCUSACCCCCACCCUGGAGCCUCCCGCGCUGAGCCCACAGCYCACCGUGCAAACCGCACACUCCCAGCCCGAGUCUGAGGAACCGGACAUCCUCCCUCCAGAAGACGGGGACAUGGAGGAGGACAAAGAGGAGGAGAUCGAGGAGGAACGGAGUACAGGAGAGGAAGAAGAGCGGGAUAUAACGGAGGAAAGGGAGCCCCAGCUGGAGACGCUGGGCGCUCCGAAACUUGAUGCUCCUCUUCCUGAGAUUCCUCCAGAGCCAGAAACUCCUGAACAAGCGUCUGUCCCUCCAUCUCCUGCUUCAUCCUCCUCUCCCUCUCACUCGCCCCUUCCUCCUCUCUCUCUCCCCUCACCUCAACCUCCUCAAGAGGAGCAGCAGGCCGAUUCCCUGCCUCCAAGCCCCGCCGCUCCCACGUCUCCUUCUCCGCCUCCACCUCCUGAACCAGCCGCUGUCCCUCAGCCGACCACGCCACCGCCAGCGUCUCCUCCUCCUCCUCCUGCGCUGCCUCCUCCGUCCUCGGCCCAGAAGGAGUCCCCCAUGCCGUCGCCAGAGUCUCCUGCGUCCCCUGAAGAGCCCCCGGCCCCUAAGAUCACGUCUCUGCACCUCGCCCAGAAGCAGGAAGAUGCAGCCAUUGUUGGAGAAAGCGAGGAGGAUGAGAGCGAGAGCGGAGGAGARGGAAUCUUCAGAGAAAGGGACGAGUUUGUGGUGCGGGUGGAGGACAUCCGGACUCUCAAGCUGGCUCUGCAGACGGGCCGCGAGCCGCCGCCCAUCUGGAGGGUGCAGAAAGCUCUGCUGCAGAAGUUCAGCCCGGAGAUCAAAGAUGGCCAGAGGCAGUUCUGCGCCACGAGCAACUAUCUCGGCUACUUUGGGGAUGCUAAGAGACGCUACCAGCGGAUAUAUGUGAAGUUUCUGGAGAACGUUAACAAAAAGGAUUAUGUGAGGGUUUGCUCCCGGAGGCCGUGGCGGCGAUCUGCUCCCGGACUCAGGCGACAGUCCCUUCCUAGAAUGGCGUCUCCACCUGCCACCCAGGCACCACCACCGCCGCCGCCUCCUCCACCGAGGACAGCAGAGAAAGACGAGCGCSUGACUCCACCUGUCCAUCAAGAACAAAAGGAGAAAACGUCCAAACCUGCAACCACCACAGAACAUCAAGUGAAGAAGGAGGCUGCAGCCGCUGUGCCCAAAGCCAAGGAGAAGGAGAAGGAGUCUGAGAAGGAAAGAGAGAGACUGAAGCGGGUUCAGAUGCAGCAGGAAAAGGCGGAGAAGCGGAUACAGAUGCAGCAGGAAAAGGCGGAGAAGCGGAUACAGAUGCAGCAGGAAAAGGCGGAGAAGAGAGCACAAAUACAGCAGGAAAAGGCGGAGAAGCGGGUUCAUCCGCAGCAAGAAAAGGCGGAGAAGCGGGCGCAGCCUCAACAGGAAAAGGCGGAGAAGCGGGCGCAGUCUCAACAGGAAAAGGCGGAGAAGCGGACGCAGCCUCAACAGGAAAAGGCGGAGAAGCGGGCGCAGCCUCAACAGGAAAAGGCGGAGAAGCGGACGCAGCCUCAACAGGAAAAGGCGGAGAAGCGGGCGCAGCCUCAACAGGAAAAGGCGGAGAAGCGGGCGCAGCCUCAACAGGAAAAGGCGGAGAAGCGGAUACAUCCACAGCAGGAGAAAGCGGAGCGGCGAAUACAGCAGCAGCAGGAGAAGGUGGAGAAACGCGCCGGAGCUGCUGACCGCGGUCGGGCGAAGGAGGAUAAGAAAACCUUGGAGAAGAAGGAGAAGGAGAAAGCCGAGCGACCGCCCAAGUCCAAGUCGACCAAAGUGAAGGCCGAACCUCCACCCAAGAAGAGGAAGAAGUGGCUGAACGUUCCCUCAUCCGUACCUUCGUCUUCUGACUCCGACUCCUCUGACGAGGCGGCGAGCGAGAAUGAAAUGCCGGUUAAGGGAGGAGUGGACAACCGGGCCAUGAGGGAGAUGUUCAGGAGCUACGUGGAGAUGCUGGUGAGCACGGCCCUGGACCCAGACAUGAUCCAAGCUCUGGAAGACACAGACGACGAGCUGUACCUGCCCCCGAUGAGGAAGAUCGACAGCAUCCUGAGCGAACAGAAGAGGAGGCUGUUGAGGAAAGUCAGCAUGAGUUCCCAGCACCAGGAUGUUCUGCAUGCUUACCCCCAAAUGAUGACGGACUCUCUGGACACUGUAGUGGUCAGGGUGCGGCUAACCGGCGACGCCUACAACCGAAAGACCCUCAAUAGAGUCAAGAAAACCCUGCCUAAACCACAGGACCUUAAGCUGUCGUCUGAGACGUACCGGAUAUACAGUCUCUACCACUCCCUGCAUCACUACAAGUACCACACCUUCCUGCAGUGCAAGAAAGAGACCAACACCAUCGAGCAGGCGGCCGAGGAUCCGGGCCAAGAGGAAGUGGUGCAGCAGUGCAUGGCCAACCAGAGCUGGCUGGACACCCUCUUCGGCUCCUUCAUCGAGCUGCUCACUCUCAGCACCAAAGCCUGAGUCAUGAGGAGACACACCGAGAGCUAAACUUUAAAAAAAAAAAAAAAAGAUAAAUAAAUGAGAAUCUGGAGGAAAAGCCCAGAUGAAUCCYGCUGUACAGCCCCCAGACCCUCUUCGAAAAUCUCUCCAGAUCCGAGCAGGAAGUUUUCCAGGCCCUCGACGGACACAAAGAGGGCCUGUUGACCCGACCUCGGACGCUGGCCUGUUUUUAUUUUGUCUUGUUGUUGACCAAUCACUAAAGAAAUGUCUUACUUUGUGAGAGUGGGACCCUUCUGGAAGAAAGGARAGGGGGGAACCGGAUCGUUGUUUAAAACAAAAAAAAGAAAAAAAAGACGGAGAGAAACCAGGAGGAGCCGGAAAACCAAGUCGACGGAGGAGAGUCACUGACGUCUUGUUAACUGUGUGUCAUAAAAAGACAAUAGUUCAAAGAGAAACUAUUACCGCUUAGUUUUUACAUAAAUUAUUUUUUUGAAAAGACUAACAUCAGCUGUCGGCUUUUGAGAAGAGAGGAAGGCGGCGGGAGUGCUUUGUGCUUUUUGAGCAGCGCGAUCGCGGAUAGCGGCGUGAGAAGUGUUGGUGGGGCGGCGCUCUCUGGUCGUCAUGUGCUUACGUGGACGGGCAGCACCAGUCGGCCGUGUGGUAAUAUAUGAACGCAUUUUUAUUAUUUAUAUGAGGAGGUUUUUAACUUAAAAACUCUCACACGCGCUGGUUUGCUGCCCCAAACGAUUUAAAUAGCUUUUUAUUUUCCACAGGAUCAGUAUACAAUCAUAACCCACAUAUCCGAGUCGUCUUCCCCUCUAUACAGAAGAACAGGCGUCGAGACAGAACUAUUGUAUCAAAUACAGUGGGUGUAAAAUUGGAAAAAAAGAGGAAAAAAAAAAAAGAAUGGUAACAUUUAUUUGAAACUUAACAUUGUUGUGCUUCAGUUCAAUCAUCAGUCAUGCAGGUGCAAAGAAAAGAACUAUCCCUUUCCCGUGUGGGAAGGAGGAGUAUAAAUAAGUAAUAUUUAAAGAGGAAAUAGUCAUUUCAUUUUUAUCAUUUUGAUGUCUGUGCAUACUAUGACUUAUUUUGAAAACAAUCUGAUUUUCCAUAAAAAAGGAAAAAAAAAAGAUGUGUAAAUACUGUACAGUUCUUGAUGAAACUCUUUGUCCUUCUGUACAUUAACUCUCCUGUAUUUGAAAAACAAAUAAAAUCUACAAAGAACAAA
This is a messenger RNA of Poecilia reticulata (guppy), 10423 nucleotides long. RefSeq names its product proline rich 12a (gene prr12a). NCBI's taxonomy places the organism in Eukaryota, Metazoa, Chordata, Actinopteri, Cyprinodontiformes, Poeciliidae. The record is from RefSeq and is a predicted model, not a curated record.